AUGAAACUUAUUAUACAUGAAUAUCAGAAACAGUUAGAUUUUCCACCUGCACAAAAGGACGUCAAACCUGUCACGGUCAACCAAAUAUACUUCAGACACCAAAAGCUUGCAACAAGAGAAGUUAGAGAAGGUGUCACUUAUUCUUCUGGCAUUGGCUUGGAAGACAACCUUUCAGAUGACAUUGAAGAAAUUCCAAGUCCAUCACUGCAACCUGCAUAUCUAAGUAUUGAAUGGUCCACUACAGUGAAUAACAUUUUCUUUGACAUUGAAGCAACAGGCUUAGCAAGAAACUCUCACAUAACACAGAUUUCUGCAACAUCUUACAAAGGUUCUAUCAACACAUAUGUACUUCCAAAGAAACCAAUAACACCUAAGGCACAGGAAAUAACAGGGAUCAAAGUUGAAGGGAACACGCUACAACUAUUCAAAUCUUUGUUACCUGGAUUAACCUCAUAUUCACAAUCAAAUUUGUACAAUACAGUAUUAAAUGAAACAUAUGACGGUCAUGAUUCAAUGGAGGACGUUGUUGCUUUGAGUCGUCUUUUUCAUCACUUGUCUCCAUCAACAGAAGCAAAACAAUUGUCAUCUUUUUCCUUUGAUUCAGCUGCAAGGAGAUAUGACCACAAACAGAAAACUAAACUACUUCUUCCUACUUUGACACCUCUUACAGAGAAGAAAGUUAUCACACUAAGAACUUCAAAUGUAAUAGCAGCAAGUGGCAUGUCUUUUUCUCACCUACGCAUUUCAUAUGCAAGAGAUGGCCGCCAAGGAAUAAAAGAUGUUCUGAAAGAGGAGGAUGUAAAUGGAAAAGUGCGUGUCACCAAAUCAAAGAAGAUAGUGGACGCCAUAUCAGACUUUUUCAAAAGUUUAAAACCAGAUUAG
This is a messenger RNA of Mytilus trossulus (common blue mussel), 882 nucleotides long. RefSeq lists its product as uncharacterized. The record is from RefSeq and is a predicted model, not a curated record. The coding region runs from base 1 to 882 and encodes 293 amino acids. Gene Ontology annotation, biological process: DNA catabolic process. Gene Ontology annotation, cellular component: cytoplasm. Gene Ontology annotation, molecular function: 3'-5'-DNA exonuclease activity; nucleic acid binding. NCBI's taxonomy places the organism in Eukaryota, Metazoa, Mollusca, Bivalvia, Mytilida, Mytilidae. The transcript is spliced from 4 exons.